Cyprinodon variegatus (sheepshead minnow) is the source of this 628-nucleotide messenger RNA. Its product is annotated as E3 ubiquitin/ISG15 ligase TRIM25-like. The transcript is spliced from 2 exons. Lineage: Eukaryota; Metazoa; Chordata; Actinopteri; Cyprinodontiformes; Cyprinodontidae. The record is from RefSeq and is a predicted model, not a curated record. The coding region runs from base 77 to 628 and encodes 183 amino acids.
ACAAAGGAGUUGUUCCAGAGAUUUACUAUAAAAACACACCUUUAUGAUCUGACAGUCAGUGUUACAAAAAGGUAAAAUGGCUCAGAGAAUAACCAAAUUGAAAGCGGAAAAAAUCUCCUGCUCCAUCUGUUUGGAUCUACUGAAGGAUCCAAUGACUAUUCCCUGUGGACACAGCUACUGCAUGAAAUGCAUUAAGAACCACUGGGAUGGAGAAGAUGAUCUGCGGAGGAUCUACAGCUGCCCUCAGUGCAGGAAGACUUUUAUAACACGGCCUGCUCUUCAGAAAAACUUUGUGUUGUCUGCUUUAGUGGAAGAUCUGAAGAGGGCAGACCUUACUCCUGUUGAUGACUGCCAUGCUGGACCUGAAGAUGUGGCCUGUGACGUCUGCACUGAGAGUAAACUGAAGGCUGUUAAGUCCUGUCUGGUCUGUUUGGCAUCUUAUUGUAAAGGCCAUCUGAAACCUCACUACAAUGCUCCACCAUUAAAGAAGCACAAACUGGUGGACCCCUCUAAGAAGCUCCAGGAGAACAUCUGCUCCAAUCAUGAUGAGGUGAUGAAGAUCUUCUGUCGUACUGAUCAGCAGUGUAUNCAGUUCCUGUGCACUGGCCGCGACCCCGACAAGGACUAG